AUGGACCAAGUCGAUAUGGAAGUGGCCCCAUCGCCCCAAUUUGAGCCCACCAUGGACGACGCAAAGAAGAAAAAGAAGUCGCGCAAAUCCAAGAACAAGGAUCGCUCCUCUCCCGCGCCUAUUUCAAAUGGUCUAGCAUCAUCUCCUGGUCGAAGCGAUGAUUCUUCGCAGGAGAAAAAGCGAAAGCGGGAUUCAGAAGUCGGCCACAAGAAACAGAAGAAGCACAAGCUUGAUUCGACACAAAAUGGGAUGCAAAACAGCGACUCCUCUGUCAAUUCCACAGUAGAUAGUCAGGCUCAGUCCAGCGAACCUGAUAUGCCAGUAAAGACCCAAAAGUCCGCGACAAACGGCCUCGAGACUCCCCCCUCAAGUUGUUGCGCCUGUGGCCAAUGGCACCGAAACCACCACAAGCACAGGGAAACCGAGGAAGCUCCGUGGGUCUAG
Molecule: messenger RNA, 444 nt
Organism: Penicillium pulvis
Lineage: Eukaryota; Fungi; Ascomycota; Eurotiomycetes; Eurotiales; Aspergillaceae
Exons: 2
Coding region: 1-444 (147 amino acids)
Source: RefSeq, a predicted model, not a curated record